AUGUCAGUGAAGGAGACCAUCAUCGCUCUGCCACUCAUGGUGGGGUCGGUGCUGGACGUCGACAGCGACAUCACGGCGACAAGCGCGAUCUCCGUGUUUGACGAUCGCGCCCUGCUCAUUGGCACCAGUGAAGGCAGCCUCCUGCUCUGCGCUCCAGUGAAUGCGGGUGCACACGUGCUGACGCCGCAUUCUGACACGACGCUGCACUGCGGGGCUAUCUACGAUCUCGCCGUCAGCUCAAACCAUCUUGUCGCAACGGCUGGCCACGACGCCGUCAGCUGCGUCUUUUCUCUGCACACCCUCUAUCGCGACAGUGGGGUUACGCAGUGUCGGCGGAUCACAGGGCACACUGUCCCCGUCGUCGCAGUCCGAUUCCUCUCUGAUGGGACAUCUUUCGUGACUCUUGGGGCUGACGGACGUGUGCUCGUGGUCGAGGCGCACAGUGGAGACAUCUUGGCAUCCUUAUUAUGCGGCUUCGCUGCGACUUGCUUGGUGUGCUCACUGGAUGAGACGCAGCUGUUCGUUGGCGGCCGCUCCCUCGCGUCCAUCGACCUUCACCAAGCGAUGCGGCCGAUGUCUUUGCAGUCCGUCAGUGCCGCAGCCUCUGGACCUGAUCCAUGGGCAUCUCUCUCGAGCGCCGCCGCAGCAUCCGGUGCCGCAGCUUCUCUUCGCACCCCAGCGUGGUUGCGACUGUAUGCGUGGGAGGAGAAGUCUGAAGCAACGGCUGGCGCAUCACGACGGCAGUUCCGCACACCUCCCCACACGUUGAUCCGCUCGCUGGGCGUGGACCCAUGUGACGGUGCCUUGACUGCUAUAUUUGUGCGUCACACGGGAGGCACCUCAUCUGUGGAGGUCUGCGGCAGCGCGCGGUGGGCCGCCACAGGCGGCAGAACGGCGUCCGAGGCGACGUGGGCCCCCCAGGCCUUGCGAGGUGUCUCCGCUGCACUACACUAUCACAUGUCGAGGGACCGCUCUACGGGUGUAGCUUCUGGGAAGCUUCGGGUACGGUGCCGGGUAAAGGCAUCCACCCGCCCGUCCACGAAGCAGACUCCUGCGCCGCCAGGAUCCUUCCCGUCCACUGCGGCAGCGCUCUGGAACGGUCGCUGGUACGCCUCCCCAUUUCAGCUGGCAGGUGACAUCCCUCGACUCACCGUAUCUCACGGCCUUGCUGAGACUUCAGUUUUCGCGGCCGAGAAGAGCAACCAAUACGGCUUCCCAUCGGCAGGCCCUCGUACCUCAGGCGAAGAGCUGCUCAUUGCCCAGGCGCAAUGCGACGAGCUGCAGCGCGAGUGCGACGCACUGGUCUUUCAGAUUAAGAGUCUUCUCGCUCACAGGGCACUGAUCUGA
Messenger RNA from Leishmania mexicana MHOM/GT/2001/U1103, 1347 nucleotides. RefSeq lists its product as hypothetical. The record is from RefSeq and is a predicted model, not a curated record. Lineage: Eukaryota; Euglenozoa; Kinetoplastea; Trypanosomatida; Trypanosomatidae. The transcript has a single exon. The coding region runs from base 1 to 1347 and encodes 448 amino acids. Gene Ontology annotation, molecular function: protein binding.